Molecule: messenger RNA, 1349 nt
Organism: Cucumis melo (muskmelon)
Lineage: Eukaryota; Viridiplantae; Streptophyta; Magnoliopsida; Cucurbitales; Cucurbitaceae
Product: 1-aminocyclopropane-1-carboxylate oxidase homolog 1-like
Exons: 4
Coding region: 4-1167 (387 amino acids)
Source: RefSeq, a predicted model, not a curated record
AGGAUGGUAACUCACGUCCUCACCCCAAAAAAUAACACUCAAACAAAAAUGGCAAAUCUAACACCUUUCUCUAAACUUGAUGAAACCUUCGACAGAGCUUCCGAACUCAAAGCCUUCGACCAAACUAAGGCCGGCGUCAAGGGCCUUGUGGACUCUGGCCUCGCCGAAAUCCCAGCAAUAUUUUACUACCCACACAAAGAACGUUCAAAUUCCAACGAGACCUCUGUUCCCAACGAACCCCAUUUGGGUGUUCCAGUGGUGGAUUUGGAAGACAUCGAUAAAGAUCCAAUCAGACGCAGACAAGUGGUGGAUAAAAUCCGAGAAGCUUCAGAGACUUGGGGGUUCUUUCAAUUGCUUAACCAUGGGGUUCCGGUGAGUGUUCAGGAGGAGAUCAUAAAUGGGACACGUCGAUUUUUUGAACAGGACACUGAAGUGAAGAAACAAUAUUAUACAAGAGACAUCACUAAACCUUUCAUUUACAAUUCCAAUUUCGAUUUGUUUAGUGCACCCAUUACCAAUUGGAGGGAUACCAUCCUCACUCAAAUAGCUCCAAAUUCUUUUAGCCCACAAGACUUGCCUCAAGUUUGCAGAGACGUUCUACUUGAUUAUUCAAAACAUAUGGAGAAGCUUGGAGAAUUGAUAUUUGGACUACUUUCGGAGGCUCUUGGUCUGAAAUCAACUCAUCUCGUGGACAUAGAUUGCAAUGAGGGACAUGCCAUUCUCUGCCACUAUUAUCCGUCGUGCCCUCAGCCGGAACUCGCCAUUGGCAUCACCGAGCACGCUGAUGGUACCUUCAUCACCGUGCUGCUGCAAGACCAUAUCGGAGCUCUUCAAGUUCUACAUGACAACAAAUGGGUAGAUAUUCCACCCGUUCCUGGAGCUUUAGUCGUCAACGUCGGCAACUUAUUGCAGUUGAUUUCGAAUGACAAAUUUGUGAGCUCGGUGCAUAGAGUGUUGGCUACUGGAAAGGGUCCAAGAGUAUCGGUGGCAACUUUCUUCUCCACCACUGGCUAUGCACAAACCUCCAAACUUUAUGGACCAAUCAAAGAAUUGUUGUCCGAACAAAAUCCUCCCAAAUAUAAACAAACUACUGUGAGAGAUUACCGUCUCUACUAUGCUAAAAGAGGGUUGGAUGGAACGAAUCCUCUCACACACUUUAGGCUUUGAUUUUACUCAACUGCUUUUUGGUUCAUAAUUCCAAGACAAGAGAGAAAGGCAGCAUCAGGGGGACAGAGUUACUGAGUUAUCUACUCCUGUUUUCUGUCUGUAUUUGCCGUCAGUUGAUUAGGAAGCAUUCACGUCGUUCUCAACGCCCAAAAAAACUAUCCCCAUUCAGAUAAACUGAUCGG